CUGGAGUCGCACUGCCGCCCGGCGGUGCGUAAAAAGCCUUCCGCCGCGGCAGAUAGACCCUCUCAGCCACCGUCCAAAACGGGAGAAACCUCCGCCAGAGGAAUCCUUUUGCACUUUAAAACUAUUUAAAAAAUAAAGAGGAGACUCCGUGGCUGUUACCCGACCGCUUUUGAGGCACUAAAGGACCGUUUCUAAGGCGGCGGGAGCGGAGAGAGGAGCGCGACAGCGACACGACCGGAGCCGCGGCGAGGCAGCGAACAGCAGCAGAAAAAAAAACAGAAACCUCCAGCUCCUGCUGACAUUUUCUGUCCUGACACAGCGGCUGGAAAUCGGCGAGAGUGAGCGGAGAGAUGCCGGGGAUGAUGGAUAAAGGCUCGGAGUAUUUGGGGAAAGGUCGAUCUAACGGCACCAAGAGUCCGUCCGCCGCGUCCAACGGACAUUUCUCUGACGAGAGCGGCAGCGACGACGAACACGAUGUGGGCAUGCGGGUCGGAGCGGACUACCAGGCAAACAUCCCCGAGUUCGAGCCCGGUUCCACCAAGUACUCAGAUAAGGACAGCGGAGGGAUGCUGGUCUGGUCCCCGUAUCACAGCAUUGUCGACUCCAAACUUGACGAAUACAUCGCGUUGGCCAAAGAGAAACACGGAUACAACGUGGAGCAGGCACUCGGCAUGCUCUUCUGGCACAAACACAACAUCGAGAAGUCUCUGGCUGACCUGCCCAACUUCACCCCGUUCCCCGAUGAGUGGACAGUGGAGGACAAGGUGCUGUUUGAGCAGGCCUUCAGCUUCCACGGCAAGAGCUUCCACCGCAUCCAGCAGAUGUUACCGGACAAAUCCAUCUCCAGCCUGGUGAAGUACUACUACUCCUGGAAGAAGACUCGCUCCAGAACCAGUCUGAUGGACCGACAGGCUCGCAAGCUGGCCAACAGGAGCAAUCAGGACGACAGCGAUGAGGAGAUGGAAGAGGCCAAUCCGAUCGAAGCGAACGACAGUGACUACGACCCGAACAAGGAAACCAAGAAAGAGAACCCGGUGGAGCCGGUGGCGCCGGGCUCUAAGGUGGCUCUGGGCCGGCGGGAGCACCAGACCCUGCAGCACCGACACCACCAGCGCUCACGAUGCCGCCCCCCCAAAGGCAUGUACCUGACCCAGGAGGACGUGGUGGCCGUGUCCUGCAGCGCCUCCGCCGCCAACACCCUCCUCCGCCAGCUGGACAUGGAGCUGGUGUCCCUCAAGAGACAGGUGCAGAACGCCAAACAGAUGAACAGCGGGCUGAAGGCGGCGCUGGAGGCGGGGCUCGACCCGUUCAGGCUGCCGGAGAGUAACCAGAAGGUGAACGCCCGUUGGACGACUGAUGAGCAGCUGCUCGCUGUUCAAGGUGUGAGGAAAUACGGGAAAGACUUCCAGGCCAUCGCCGACGUCAUCGGGAACAAGACGGUGGGCCAGGUGAAGAACUUCUUCGUGAACUACCGGCGGCGCUUCAACCUGGACGAGGUGCUGCAGGAGUGGGAGGCGGAGCAGGGGACGCCGGCCCCCAACGGGGACAGUGCCACCUCUGGAGAGGAGGGGAAGACCAGCUCCACCACGCCGUCCGGCAAGAGCACGGACGAGGAGGACGAGGAGGGUCAGGUGACCUCCUCAGGUGCGUCUCCAGCCGCCUCCUCGUCCUCCUCGGCUCAGGUCCCGGUGACGUCCAGCAGCGCUGCCUCCUCGCUGCACCAGCCGCCCCCCCUGCUGCGGCCCUCCCUCCCGGCCACGCCCUCGCUGCACCGCCAGCCGCCACCGCUGCAACAACAGGCCCGCUUCCUGCAGCCCCGUCCCACCCUGCAGCAGCCCCCGCCGCUCAUCCGCCCCUCCAACCCCCUGCCCCCCCGCCUCAACCCCCGCCCCCCCGCCCCCAUGACCAUCGGCAGCAGCAACCCCGGGGGGUCUGGGCCAAGCUCCGCCCAGCAGCCCCCCGGCCUUGCCGCGCACCAAUCAGAGGCCUCAUCUUCCUCGCUCCACUGACGAACUUCAGACGGAGCUCCUGAAGCUGCUGUGUUCAGGUCCUGUGGGAAAUAUGAGCGACUUUAUUCUUCAAAACAACAACAGCGAUACUUCUGAUCAGUGUCAUUGUGAAGGUGACGCGUUGUGAGUUUUUGUAUGAUUUGGUGAGCAGUCUUUUUCGGUUCGUCUUCUACAGGACUCACCUGCUGGCUGAUGGACACCUGGUUCUAAAAUCAAAGAGAUCAGACUACAAGUCUGUCGCUCUGUUCACCAACCUGACACAGGAAGUGAGCAGAACAUUGAAAGUGGAGACUCUUGUGGCGUCCCGCAGGGAUCGACCCUGGGUCCCUUCUUUUUCUCCGUCCCAGCUGGACAAACAAACACGUCAGAUUCAUCUACAGUCGAGUAGAAACUAAAUAUCUUAACAAAAUGAUUUGUGUCUUGAUCCUCCACCUUCCUCCAGCGUUUCAGAGUCUCUGCUGCUGACUUUUGUUUUGUCCGUUGAUUCAACACACACCUAUUUUGUUCUAAAACAACUUAUCUCAAUAAGUAUUGGCUGCACACCCUCAGGACAAACUGAACAUGUUUAGCUUCACUCCUGGUAAAAUGAUGUUAUAGUCAGAGCGAAGUGAGGCGCGAGGCGAAGCGAGACACUCGGGCGAACUCCCCAACCUAAUACGUGACAUUCACAUCUUUACUCUCGUUGAAAAUUUUUAAACUGCAGUGAGUAAUUUGAGCGACGCUGAGUCAGAAAAGCUUUCCAGUGUUGAGUUUCUCCAACUAAAAGAAACCCUGUUUAAAAAAAGCAUCAUUUUAACAGCAGUGUUAUUGCAGAGAGUGUCCCUUAAUUUAAACCUUAAAUUAUCUUUUUCAGGUAACUUCUUGUGUAAUUUCUUUUGUGUUUCAGCCGCUUUAAAAACUCCUUAAACUUUUAAACAAAGCAUAAAAAAACUCCCUAACAAAUUACAUCCUUUGAUUUUUAACUCUGCUGCACCAGACUCCAUUCAGAAAGCCAUCGUUUUAACAGCAGUGUUCUUGGGUUCUUCACACUUGACAAAGCAUCAAUUCAGACUGUUUCCACAUCAGCAUCAUGUUGGAGUUAUUUCAGCACCUUUAGAUCCGUUUAUUCACAUUAAAUCACUUAAUUUAAGUUCAUAUGAAUUAAUGUGUAAAAACCCACAAAAUUGGCCAAAUAACAUGAAAGCAGUUUAAACCUUAAAGAAGAUUUAAAUUUGUGAACUUUAAGUGUUAUUUGUUUUUUUUGUGUGUGUGUUUCAGGCUCUUAAAAACUCAUCAAUCAUAAAAAACAAAUAAAUUAAAGGGAUAUAUGGUAUCCUUGGCGUAUGUUAUGGAUCGGCCGUGAGUUCAGGUGGUGUUAUUGGUCCAGUUUACUGUCUGUCCAUCCAAUUAGCUGUCAGCAACCUGUCACUAACGUUUGAUCUUUAAAACACUAAAGCUGAAGAAAUGUGUCAUUAUUUAUUCCUCUUGUUGUUCCUGGUGCUAGCAGGCUGGACAUGGAGUCAGGCAGACAGAAUCAAUGUGAAAGUGCUCUUAAUGCUUUUUGGACAAACAUGCAUCGUGUCAUUAAACCUGCAUUUAUACCUCCAGCUGUUCUCUUCUUCUUCUUCUUCUCUCAGAAUCAGAACAAAAUAUAAACAUCUGUGCAAUAUGAUUUUAAAGAAAAGAAAGUGUUGAAAUCCUUGUAAACAUAAACAUUAUGAAUGUCUACUUAAUUUCUUAUUGUAUAUUUUAAUUUGAACCUUUUUAUUUGUAUUGUAUUUUAUUGUUUGUAUUUAUUUAUUUUAUUUGUCCACCUUUGUGACGAAUUUUGUAACAAUAGUUUUAUUGUUAAAUGUAUGUAUGUAUAUAUGGCCCAUUUCAGAAUUGCGGGUACAUUUGAAGUUUAGACAAAAUAAGAAUUUUAUUUUAUUAUUUCCAUAAAACCUUUUUCAUUCCCAUAGAGAAUACUUUAAAUGUAACACUUCCAGCAUUUGCCAAGCUUACGCGUGUAAGAUUUAAAAUAUUUAAUCUGAAAAUCAUCGUAGUAACAGUAAAAUCAGUCAACUCUGUUGCAGACAAAUUAGGGUAAAUAUGUAUAGUAUAGUAAAAACAUUGACACAUUUAAUUGGAAAGUUGCCAAGACAGUUUGGAUUUUCUCUAAAUAUUGCUCCAAAAAUGAAUGAAAUGCUUUGAAAUUUCAUGUAUAGUGAGAAUGUUAGUUAUGACACAGCUUCUGGUUAAUUUGUCAACAAUAAAACAUAUUUAAUUAGAAUUUUUUUUUUAAAAACUGUGUGAAACAGAGUUGACAAACUAUGCGUAAAAGGCCAAAAACAGUAACUCUGUUAUCAUUAAAAUUUUGAAACAUGUAACAGAGUUGACGAUAACAGAGUUGACAUUUUCCACCAUUUUGUGCUUUAACUCCACGUGCUAGCUUAAAACCAGAUACCACAUCUCAUGAAUAAAACCAUACUUUUAUGAAUUUUCAUCAUAUAAUUGUUUUUAAAAAGAAAAAAAAAAAGAAAUAUCCUAGUAACAGAUUUGACAUAUAAUUAAUCUACUGUUGGUGUAUUCUCAACAUUUUGUACAAAUUAAUGAGAGAGAAAGUUUAACAUUCCAUAGUUCCCUCCAAAUAUUUUCUGCAAGAGGAAGUGACAUCACUGGGUGCAGGUCACAUGUUUUUAUUUGACUGCUGUAGGGUUUUUUAUGUGGUUUUAUAACAGAGAUAACAGAGUUGACCAGAUCAUAGGGACAGAUAAAAAAUAUACAUUUUUAAUGUUGAAAUCCCAUGUAUUACAGAAAAUAAAUACUAUGUGCAACAGUAA
This is a messenger RNA of Centropristis striata (black sea bass), 4810 nucleotides long. RefSeq names its product REST corepressor 3 (gene rcor3). Gene Ontology annotation, cellular component: transcription regulator complex; histone deacetylase complex. The record is from RefSeq and is a predicted model, not a curated record. Gene Ontology annotation, biological process: regulation of transcription by RNA polymerase II; negative regulation of DNA-templated transcription. NCBI's taxonomy places the organism in Eukaryota, Metazoa, Chordata, Actinopteri, Perciformes, Serranidae. Gene Ontology annotation, molecular function: transcription corepressor activity.